Molecule: messenger RNA, 660 nt
Organism: Cladophialophora psammophila CBS 110553
Lineage: Eukaryota; Fungi; Ascomycota; Eurotiomycetes; Chaetothyriales; Herpotrichiellaceae
Product: carbonic anhydrase
Exons: 2
Coding region: 1-660 (219 amino acids)
Biological process (GO): carbon utilization; cellular response to carbon dioxide; cellular response to oxidative stress
Cellular component (GO): cytoplasm
Molecular function (GO): zinc ion binding; carbonate dehydratase activity
Source: RefSeq, a predicted model, not a curated record
AUGCCUUCAGUGACAGACGCGAGCAUUGAUGAUGCCUACGCCAAGGCCUUCAACAAUAACAGCUUGUGGCGCCGCUCGCUGGCAGAAGCCGAGCCCGAGCUCUUUGAGUCCAUGGCCAAAGGCCAAUCACCUCAGAUACUCUGGAUCGGAUGUGCCGACUCGCGCUGCCCAGAGACCACCAUCCUGGGCCUCAAGCCCGGUGAAAUAUUUUGCCACCGCAAUAUCGCCAACAUCCUGGUCAACACAGACAUUAACUCGCUCUCGGUCAUUCAAUAUGCCGUCCAAUACCUGAAGGUCAAGCACAUCAUCGUCUGCGGCCACACCUCUUGCGGGGGUAUCGCCGCGGCCCUGGGCAACAAGAAACUCGGCCUGAUCGAUACCUGGCUUAUGCCUCUGCGGGCAAUUCGCCAAGAAAAUCUGCCUCUCUUAAAUAGCUUGGACGAGACGCAGCGGGGCCUGAAAAUGGUCGAGUUGAACGUCCGUGCCGGGGUCAAAGUGCUCCUCGCAAACCCUAUCGUCCUUGACGCCAUGGAUGAACGCGGCCUCCAAGUCCACGCUCUCAUCUACAACGUCGGGACCGGCGAAUUGCGUGAGUUGGAUAUUGAGGAGGACGAGGAAGUGGUCAAGAGCCGCGUCACUGCUUUCAAGACCGAGGAUUAA